This is a messenger RNA of Wasmannia auropunctata (little fire ant), 3289 nucleotides long. RefSeq lists its product as uncharacterized. The record is from RefSeq and is a predicted model, not a curated record. Gene Ontology annotation, biological process: spermatogenesis. NCBI's taxonomy places the organism in Eukaryota, Metazoa, Arthropoda, Insecta, Hymenoptera, Formicidae.
UUUUUAACAAUACCUCGUCGGUCGUGACGGUCGUGACGAUUAUGCUUGCUAACUGGUGCUAACGGUGAAGCUGAAGUGUAGAUUUGGCGCGAAUUGUAGUUUGUACAUAUGCACAUUUUCACGAUUCGUGUGCGAGCCACGGACUGAGGUGGCCGAGUAUUCUACUAUCAUUACGUUUUAGUACUGCAUCAUUCGACUAAUUGUUCUCUGAUUUUCACGAGAAGGCGACGUUGCAAGGGAAUCAGAUUGCGUUCACUCUUCAUAUCGGUGCAUCAGCAAUAAUUAGUUCAUCUUACUAUUAAUCCGCACGUGGUCUCGCAGGUCCAUUUGUUAAUUGCUAGAAGAAUCUACAGAAGGGAAAGUUUCAAAGAUGGGGAACCUGGACCGACUUGAUAAGAUUCUCAAGAGUAUUCUGUCGUUACUGAUCUCCCGGAAAAAUCCCAUACUUGUAGCUCGUCUUGAUAACGAUUUUUAUGAACAAAACGGAAAACGUAUACCAUUUCGUAAAUUCGGUUUUGCCAACUUAGUGGAAUUUCUCCAAAAUAUGCCGGAGUAUUUCAAAGUUGAGCAGCAUAAUGAUAUUCACUACGUACGGAUUGCGUCGGAGAAAAAUAAGUACGUGAGUUCGCUGGUAGUGCAACAAAAGAGGAAGAAUGUGAAAAAUAUCAUAUACACUCCACCCUCUUUACGUAAUACCCCUUCUGAGUUCUACAUUCAAUCGUCGAUUACAUUCAAUCGUCGUAUCCAGCACAACUAUCAGCGAGUUAGACUCUCAUCUGACGAGUUACUUCAUCUAACACAAUAUAUCAAGAACAAUCCAAAUGGUGUGAGUGUGGACAAUGCUGUGAUGUUUGCACAACAUCUAGUACCACACAUCAAUCUGUCUGAAUAUAAUUUGCGGAGUCAACUGCGCGAGUUAUCACAUCAUUUGAUUCUAGAUGGUAACAUGAUAUAUCCGGUCCAGAAUGAUAAUCUGCAAGAUAAUGAAGCCUAUUCGCAGCCUAUGAAGAAAAAGCUGUCAGAGUCACCAAGCGAUUCAGGAUUGCCUUUGAACACGCAAAAUAUAUUUUUCGCCGGAGAGGAGGAUUGGGUGGAAUGUUCUAGCGAUGAAAAUGAUUUCAUACCAGCUGAUUGUAACCCCGGUAACAACUAUAUGAGACACGUAAAAGCGAGCGAGCUGCUUGAAACGGAUAUUGCGCAGCAUAAUAUGAUAUAUGAACAGAUUGACAUGUACAAGGUAAAAAACAAUUUAGAAAAUAAAGACAUGUACAAGGCUGAAAACAUUUCAGAAGGUAACGACUACAGUACCAUGAUGAGUAGCAGUAAGAGCAGCACAGAAAUGAAGGAUAUCAAACACCUUGUCCCAACUGAGAUAAUAAGCGACAAAAUAAAGCUUCGAUUAGAGAAAUUACUGAAAAAACAUCCGGAUGGUAUCUGGUGUGCUGAUCUGCCUGAUAUAUAUCUUUACGAAUACAAAGAGCACCUGAAUUACACCGAACUCGGCUUUAUUAGUGUGCGUGAAUUCACGUCACGCCUGCCGAAAAUUUUUUACAUGACGCAAGUCAAUAAAACCUCUGACUUUUUAUUAUAUAGCGCAGAUUUUUGGCCAGUAGUUUCAAAAACGGAGCCUACUGACAUAGCACAAGCUUCGAAUACACAUACACUUUGCAACAGACGUGACGAGCACAAUCCAGUGCGAGCACAUUGCAGAAAUGCUGAAGACGAUCCGCCAAUCCCGUCGGAAGUUUCGCCUACCAUUACCAAGAGAUUCGCUUCCAACGAUGUAAUGAAUUAUGGUGAUAAUGUAGAAAAAAUACUAGUAACUGAAUUACAAUGCGACAGAAAGUUUUUAGAGGUAUAUGUUUGUGCAUUAUUUAAUCCAAACUUUUUCUGGAUACAUCUUCGAAAAAACAAGUACCGUUUUUAUAGACUGCUAGAUGACCUACAUAAUUUCUACGAGUUGAACAAAAGUUCAUAUACAAUUGCAAAAAUCACCUUGCAAAAGGGCUUGAAUUGUGCCUGCCCUUAUAUGCAUAGGUGGCACCGAGGAAUUAUUAAAAGUGUAAAACCGGAUUUCAGAGUAACGGUAUUUUUUUAUGAUAUAGGCACUUUGAAGAAGUGCGCACCUGAGGAGGUAUUUUAUUUGCAUAAAAAGUUUUCCUAUUUGCCCGCUCAAGCAAUACCUUGCAGCUUAUAUAAUGUUAGACCAAAUGUUGGUGAUCGCUGGAAGAAAAGCGUGAAGGCUCAAUUAGUUGACAAGAUCGCCGAUACUCUUCUAGCUGCAAGCAUAAUUACUGUUGAUGCUACGAACAAUUCUAUGAUGGUUGUUUUGACCGAUACAACCGAAGAAGAGGAUGUGAAUAUAAAUGAUUGGUUAGUGAAUGAGAGACUAGCGCAAGUUGGUCAAAUGGCUGAUACCGUCGACAUGGCGAACAUAAUGAAGUAUGUGGUAAACAAUUGGUAUCAAUUGCCGACGUAUUGCUUCGCUGAGGAGAGCCUGAUGCCCGAGAACUGCUGCAAAGCAACAUCGACAGAGGGGAAACACGAGGUACCUUCAGUUCCAUCUGGAUCGACGCCUAUAUACAAUGGUAAUCAGCAUCAGCAACAGCCGAUGAGAUCGCCGCCACGUUUUUCGCCUCUCGGCAAACAACACGUUCCGUCUGCAUUGACGAGAAACUUCCAGAACAGUUAUUCCUUCGCAAACGCAUCGAGAAAGACGUCAAUCUCCGGCGAUGCGAAGACGACGACAAAUCCAUUCUUGGCAGAACAACAAUUCAUUCCUAAUGACAUCGAAGAACAGCUCUACAUGUCGAUCUGGAAUGAUAAUAAGACGUUGCAGAUCGAGUUGACUGACAUUCUUAACGAUUUCUACAAUGUGGAUUCGUCACUCUCAAUCUUGAAUCAGAUCCAAUUGAAUAAAAUCUUGAAAAUUAUUAAGGAGGUCUUACUAGAACAAAAGGUCAGUCAUUCCAAUGAAAACUUUGUAAAAACUUCUUUAACGUCCAAUCUUACGAGCGAAAUGACAUGGAAUGAUAUAGGUUCGGCACGAAAAGAGUCGUAUAACUUCAAUAGCGAAACUGUCGCAAAUCGAAAAUUUAAUGUAAAUAAUUUUCCGACAUCAAAUUCGUUUGACAUUAACACCAGUGACAGAUCGUCGCAGAGUAACAUGUUUUACGUUAUAUUUAUAUUUAUAUAUUUCUUAUAUAUUUCGUUUAUGCAAUAUCAAGCUUAAUCUUGAAACUGUGAUUUUUCAUGGAUGUUACUAUUAAAAUCUCAUGAAAAGAAUAAA